AUGACUGCAGCACUUCGGAUCCUCCAAUACGGCGUGCCUGCUGAUGCUGUAGACGAGUACAUUAGAAUCGGCGAAAGUACUGCAAUUGCCGCCUUAAAUUUUUUUACCAGAUCAAUUGUUGCUACCUAUGAAGCCGUUUACUUAAGAUCUCCAAAUGAAGCAGAUGUCGCCAGAUUAUUGCAAGAGGGAGAGCAACGCGGGUUUCCUGGAAUGUUAGGGAGUUUGGAUUGUAUGCACUGGCGUUGGGAUAAAUGUCCAAGUGCCCAUGCCGAUGCUUACACUGGACACUAUCACAAACCAACAGUUAGGACGUGCCCUGCUGCCAACUACACCAUCAAUAAUCACGCAUACACCAUGGGGUAUUAUCUUGCUGAUGGUAUCUAUCCUCGUUGGGCAACGAUUGUGAAAACAAUAUCUCAACCUCAAGGCGCAAAGAGACAACUAUUUGCGAGGAUGCAGGAGGCAUGUCGGAAAGAUGUCGAAAGGGCAUUUGGAGUGCUCCAAGCACGAUUUAAUAUUGUCAGCGUGCCGGCUAGAGGUUGGAGUGAUGAGGAUCUAUAUUACAUCAUGAAGACGUGUAUUAUUUUGCACAACAUGAUCAUUGAAGACGAGCGUGAUAUUCCAGAAAAUGAACACAGUGCAGCACAACUUGAGACUGAUACUAGUAAUUUGGGCUGUCAAGUGUCACGCGAUCCGAAUGAGGAGUACGCUCAAUUUAUGUUGAAUCGGCAAAGGAUUAGAUCUGUUGAAGCCCAUAAUGUAAUUCGUAAUGAUCUAAUUGAACACUUGUGGUCCCGAGCUGGAGAGUUAGAUUAA
This is a messenger RNA of Camellia sinensis, 816 nucleotides long. The record is from RefSeq and is a predicted model, not a curated record. Lineage: Eukaryota; Viridiplantae; Streptophyta; Magnoliopsida; Ericales; Theaceae.